Messenger RNA from Eurytemora carolleeae, 782 nucleotides. RefSeq lists its product as uncharacterized. NCBI's taxonomy places the organism in Eukaryota, Metazoa, Arthropoda, Copepoda, Calanoida, Temoridae. The record is from RefSeq and is a predicted model, not a curated record. Bases 52 to 693 code for a protein of 213 amino acids. The transcript is spliced from 2 exons.
AUAUAUCGCGGGUCUGGUUAGUGACAUAUAUCAGUUUUUCACCACCUCAAUAUGAAGACGUUCUUUGCUCUACUUACAAUUGUAUUUGCCUUGGCUCAGGCCUCAAUGAUGAAAUCGGAACCUGAGGGUCUUUGUUUGGAUCCUAUGACACUUCAUGCCAUGUGUAUUUCUGGUUCAAACCUUGAGGGUAAAAUGGAAGCUGCAAUGCAAUGUUUCACAGGUUCUGCUGCCACCAGGGACUCUAGUGACCUUGAGAGAGGGAGAAGGAGGCGUAGAUGUCCCUCCUUUGCUGCUUUAAAAUCCAAGAUGAGCCAGGAAAUGAGUGAAUCUGACUGCUUGUACCGAAGCAUGGGUUGGAUGGAUGAAAAUGGAAAUGAAGUAAACGCCACAAUCUCUGCUGAUAUUGGUUCACUAGACAAUGCUAUUGGGUCUCAGUUGGGCCCAGAUGCGAUCGGAGAGUGUGUGGUUAACAUGCUGGGAGUAAUGGCUGAUGAUCCCAAAUUUGCCAGAUGCGCAAACAAGUACACAGAAACACAAACUCAGGUUCUGGAGGAGAUCGCUAUAAAAAUGGCGAGCUAUGAAUGCUUCUCAAACAUUUUUGAUAUGGCCUGCAAGAAUUUCAUUCAGACAACAUAUGUUGAUCCUAUGCUAGCAUCCUUCAUGGGUACCCAAACGGCCGCUGGUCGUAAAUAGAUCAAUUUAAAAAAUGUGAUAAAAAUCAGAAUCAUAAUUAAUUUGUAGUUUAUAAUUUCAUGUUUAGAAAAUAAAUCUUUACAUUUUUA